Paramecium octaurelia is the source of this 311-nucleotide messenger RNA. NCBI's taxonomy places the organism in Eukaryota, Ciliophora, Oligohymenophorea, Peniculida, Parameciidae. The record is from the annotation of a GenBank genome assembly.
AAAGCAUGUUACUUUCUGGAGAAUAAUAAUUGUACUCCUAAUAUUAAAGUAGAAAUCGUAGUUAUUAUUGUGAGUAUAAUGAAUAUUCUAACCAGAUAAAAAGAAAAUAUCAAUCUUGCCCACAUCAAUUUAGGAGAGUCAAUAAAGAUCACCAAAGUUAUAAAGAUAUCUAAAGUUAUGGUAUUAUAAAUGAAGAACCAGAAUUUAAAUAAAUGUUCGUAGUGGUUAAACUUAACUUGAAUUUUUUAUGCAUAAAUAAUAGUGUCAUUGCAAUGAGCAAAGAAUUCAAAGGAUCUUUAUUUUUUUAUUGA